AACGAAAAAUACGACGUCGUCAGCGUCCCGACGUCGUGUACUUGUUUCAGUUUCGCGGCGCUUUUCGGUCCGGAAACAUCAACGGUAGUUUUCAGCGCAUGUUGCCGAUACGUUCCGAGUUUUGAAUGCCUCUAGCACGUGUUUUGGUUCCGUAAUGGCUUAAUAAGAAAAUAAAACAAAAUAGUAUCUUCGGAUAGCGAUAACGUUGAUAUUAAAACUAUAUCGGCAUACGGAGAAGCUUCAGUCGAUAUAAAAUUUUAUUAAGCCAUUUUCAGUCCAUUAAAAGUGUUUACAAUUGAUGAAAUAGCAGAUUAAACGUUAGAUCUAGGUUAUUAAAAGGAUUUUGAGGACAAUCAAGGAUGAUACGAUCAAAAUUGGGGGGGAAACGGGUUUACCUAACAAUAUUUGCGAUUGUUUCUUUAUUUAUAGAAGGAUUUUGGGCCCUGAAGGAGAUGCGGAUCGGCGUACCGGAAGCAGCGCUGUCCGGUGACACGGUAACGUUGUCCUGCGAAUACAAUCUCGAGGAAGUCGCUUUGUAUUCGAUCAAAUGGUAUUGGAACGACGAGGAAUUUUAUAGAUACGUUCCUAAGGAAUCGCCGCCCUUCAGGGCAUUUUCAGUUACAUUCGCCGAUUUUAAUGUUGACAUCAUACGAUCAGGAUCGACAGAAGUGACAUUACGGAAUAUAAGUAGAGAAAUGACAGGAGACUACAAAUGCGAAGUGUCGGCUGACGCGCCUCUCUUCCACACUGAUAUUCAAGCUGCGCAUAUGAUUGUUUUAGAUCCGCCCAAAAGUAAUCCUAAAAUUAUAAUCGAAGAACCCCCCGAAUCCACCAUGAAAAUCGAAAUCGGAAAAAUCAUCAAAGCAGGGUGCUUCGCCCCUUGGGGGCCUGGCAAUAACCUUUCGCCAAACGUCACGUGGUUCCUCAACGACGAACCGGUUAAAUCUGAUGAUCUUAGUGCCCGUAUUUAUCCGGCAGAAGUGAUUGUCAAUAAAACGAUCCAAGAAAAAAUCACUAAAUCGACGUUGGAAAUAGUAACGAAAAAAUUGCACUUUUCCAGAGGUAUCUUGAAAGUUAGAUGCCAGGAAUCGAUUUAUUCGGUUUGGAAGAAAAGCGUCGAAAGGUAUUUCAAAGAAGAAAGUCCACAACUGGCACCUGUGCUGGGUUCGACGUCUUCACAAAGUCAUACAAAUCAAGUUGUAGAAAUUAUAACAAACAGUUCCGGUAAAAACACCAGCUCGACACGUGUUCUUCUAUUUUUUUGUUUUAUGUUAUUCAAAUCGAUAUUUUCGAGGUAAUAUCCAGAGAAAUAACAAAGAAAAUGUAGUUUUCUGAAAGUGUGCCUCACGUUUCAAAUAAUUUAGAUAUAAAACGUUAUUUUUCCCAAUUUUCCUCGUUUAAAUCAAAUAAAAAUCGUUCGUUAUCGAUCCCAUCAUGAAAUUUUCCAACACCCUGUAUAUUAAUAUUUCCAUUUUAUAUUAUAGUUACUCCAUCUAGCGGUUAUUGUUCCACCUAUCUCGCAUAAAUUCGAUUUUUAAACAGAUUUUAGAACCAUUCCCGCCUUUUUCCUCUUCUUUUUUUAUACUGUUGGAACUUCAAGGUCAUAAUCGAAAUUUACCAGGGAACGUCGAUAAUUUUACACUUAAAUGCUUGACAUUUUAUGAUAAAUAAUUAAUUCCAAACGAUAUUUAAUUUUGUAGAUAUGUCAAAUGUGAUAAAAAAAAAUUAGUUUUAAGAUUUUUUCGUGAAAACAGCGUCCAUCUUGUACAUUCCUUAAAUUGAAUUUUCGUUAGUUUAAUUCAAUAAUAUCAUUGAAUUGCAAUGGAGAUGAAAAUUCGUUUCAAAUAUUCACAAAAAAAAAAUUUGGAAUAAAAUUGCGCCAAAAACCGAAACUUAACCUCUAAAAUCAAUUUGAAUUAAACUAAAAUUAUGUUGCUCAUUGUAUCAAUUACGUUUGUAUUUUAAAUAUAUAUAUCCAUUAGUAGAUUGGUUUAUAAUAAAAAAAAAGGAAA
Molecule: messenger RNA, 2012 nt
Organism: Diorhabda sublineata
Lineage: Eukaryota; Metazoa; Arthropoda; Insecta; Coleoptera; Chrysomelidae
Exons: 7
Coding region: 360-1298 (312 amino acids)
Source: RefSeq, a predicted model, not a curated record